UAAGCCAUUAUCAUCUUCACGUUCCUUAAUUCCCAUACUUAUAUCUGCAAUUACUAAUUAAUGCUAAUUACGUCUUAAUUAAUCUCAUCUACGCCUCACCCUCUUACUUGAAGAGAAAUCAUACCGAUCGAUGGCAUCCCAAACCACGCAAACACGCUUUCUGCUUCUACUAGUGUGCACGGUUUUCUCUUCUCUUCAGUUCUUGCAAUGCGUUUACUGCACGGAAUUUGAGGUUGGUGAGAGAGGUGGUUGGGCUGUACCUCCGGGGAACGACACCCACAUGUACAAUGAAUGGGCUUCCCGGAAGAGGUUUAAGCUUGGCGACACCAUACGGUUCAAGUACAAGAAAGAUUCAGUGAUGGAGGUGAACAAAAAAGACUACAAUGAGUGCAAUUCAACUCGACCUGAAUUCUUUUCUAACAACGGGAACACAAUCGUUACCCUAGACCGCUCCGGCUUCUUCUACUUCAUAAGCGGAGCAACCGGGCACUGCGAUAAAGGGCAGAGAAUGAUCGUGUGGGUUAUGACACAGGACGCUUCCGGGCGAACCACCUCCCAUGCUUCCGAUACUGCCGUCUUCUCAUAUGGACUCUUUGUAAUUGUAGUUUCUUUUCAAUUUGUUUACCUUAAUUAGCUACUACUAUUUUGCUUUAAUUUUGUUUUUCUUUUUUGGCACUUUAUAUUAAUUAGUUCUCUA
This is a messenger RNA of Sesamum indicum (sesame), 697 nucleotides long. RefSeq names its product early nodulin-like protein 21. Gene Ontology annotation, molecular function: electron transfer activity. NCBI's taxonomy places the organism in Eukaryota, Viridiplantae, Streptophyta, Magnoliopsida, Lamiales, Pedaliaceae. The record is from RefSeq and is a predicted model, not a curated record. Gene Ontology annotation, cellular component: plasma membrane.